AUGGCGAGCAACAGUACAGAGACGGAGACACAGACGGGGCCGAGAAGUAGCACGCUUAUUGUGGCCAUUGUUGUACCCUCGGUACUGAUCGUUCUGCUUCUGCUGUUGAUUCUGGUAGGCCUUGUCCUCCCACGGCUGGUGCGCGAAGAAGUGCUCGCCAAAGAGAAGCGGUGGAAGACGCGACAGGAAGAGCUGGACGGGCAUAUCCAAUCGCAGAAUUUUGGCGACUGGCUGGCGAGCCAAAAGGAAAGAGGUGGUGCAGGGCAGCAGACGACCGAGGCGCUGUGUGCCAUUUGUCUGGAAGAGUUUGUCGAGGAUGCGCAAGUGCGAGGGCUCCGAUGCUCGCAUGCCUUCCACACGCGCUGUCUCGACGAGUGGUUUACCAAGUACAAUGAAUACUGCCCGCUGUGCCAUGGGGCCAUCAUUCCAGGGCCUCGAAGGCUGGCGAGGACACAGGAGCGAGUCGAGUCGACAAUACCAGUCAUGCUUGUGGUGUAG
Exserohilum turcica Et28A is the source of this 498-nucleotide messenger RNA. RefSeq lists its product as uncharacterized. The record is from RefSeq and is a predicted model, not a curated record. The transcript has 3 exons. The coding region runs from base 1 to 498 and encodes 165 amino acids. Lineage: Eukaryota; Fungi; Ascomycota; Dothideomycetes; Pleosporales; Pleosporaceae.